AUGGAUUUGACCAAACUCGCCAAUUCGAUCUGCGAGGCAGCGAAGCUCCUUUCAAGCGGGUCAGAGGUUGACCUCCAGCAGCGAGUAGAGUUGUUGCGGGCCUGUGAGGAGCUUUCUGCAAGCCUUGAGCAGCCAAGGUCAAGAUUAGAGAAAGCUACUGUUGCUAUGACCCCAAUUGUGGCCACCCGCAUCGCCAUAGACCUGCGCAUAUUCGAUUAUGUUCAGCAUUCUCCGAAAACAGAAUUCAAAAGAGACGACAUUACAUCAUUCGCCGGUGGAGAUCCAUUGCUUAUCUGUCGUAUCUUGCGAUCGUUGACGGCUUCAGGUAUCUUCAAUGUCACCCCGGAAGGGAUGUAUAAGCCCGACCCUGUGGUGAAAGAUCUUGCCCAGGGUGGCUAUCUGUCAAGCCAAAUCAUGAUGAACUUUGAUAUUCACUUUCAAAUAUUCGGCAAACUUCCACAAUACUUGAAGGAGACCGGAUAUAAAUCCCCCUCGAACGCCUACGCAGGCCCUUUUCAAUAUGUCUUUAACACAGAUGAGCAUUAUUUUGACUGGUUAAAGUCAAACCCAUUACAGCUUGAUGCUUUUAAUCGGACAAUGCAGGCCGGUGUUGCUCGUGACAAUGCCGCGCGAUGGACCGAGAUCUUCCCCAUUACGCAGAGAUUCCAGAAAUUCAUAAGUGUUGCCGACAUCCCCGCCGAGAAAGGUCUCCAGCUGGUAGAUAUAGGAGGGGGUAUCGGCCAUGAAAUCAAAAUAUUGCUUGAUACACUUCCAAGUCUCCAGUGCCAGUUCAUUCUGCAGGAUGUACCUGGCGUUAUCCAGAGCAUGCUGUCAGAACUCAAGGAACUUCCAUCCACACAGAUAGUGAAAGCUAUGCCGUACAACUUCUUUGAGACACAGCCCAUUAUAGGAGCUAAUGUCUACUUUAUGGGUCGAGUUCUGCACGAUUGGCCUGACGUCCAGGCGCGGAGCAUCUUGCAGAACGUCCGGGACGCGAUGGACAAGGAUUCACUGCUCCUCAUCCACGACCGCGUGCUACCAGACGGUGAAGCGAGAUUGAAACUUACAGAUACCAUCAUGGAUUUCAGUAUGAUGGUUUUACUUUCCUCACUUGAACGGACAGAGACACAGUUUCGAGAGCUACUCGUCUCGGUGGGGCUGCAUCUAGUGCGGGUGUGGCGGCCAGCCUCUUCCGGUCAUGCAGUGAUUGAGGCAGUUCGAACAGACUUAGUUCCUGGUGGGUGA
Penicillium taxi is the source of this 1245-nucleotide messenger RNA. RefSeq lists its product as uncharacterized. Gene Ontology annotation, molecular function: O-methyltransferase activity. The coding region runs from base 1 to 1245 and encodes 414 amino acids. The transcript has 4 exons. Lineage: Eukaryota; Fungi; Ascomycota; Eurotiomycetes; Eurotiales; Aspergillaceae. The record is from RefSeq and is a predicted model, not a curated record.